This is a messenger RNA of Fomitiporia mediterranea MF3/22, 2322 nucleotides long. RefSeq names its product P-loop containing nucleoside triphosphate hydrolase protein. Gene Ontology annotation, molecular function: ATP binding; RNA binding; ATP hydrolysis activity. Lineage: Eukaryota; Fungi; Basidiomycota; Agaricomycetes; Hymenochaetales; Hymenochaetaceae. The record is from RefSeq and is a predicted model, not a curated record. Gene Ontology annotation, cellular component: intracellular anatomical structure; catalytic step 2 spliceosome. The coding region runs from base 1 to 2322 and encodes 773 amino acids. The transcript is spliced from 11 exons.
AUGGCUGGCUUUGGCUUGGGUACCCCAUCCCUCAGUACAAAUUCGAGCACAAGCAAAUUACCACCUCCGUUGGCUAGCUCCACUCCCAAAAAGCGGUUGAAUGGAUUUGUCAAUGGCUCCAGUUCAUCAAGCAAGACACCAAACCAAACCAAGCCGAACGGCGUUAAUGGAGAUGCCAGUCCUUACAAGAAAAGGAAGAUUGUGUAUAUGGAAGAGAAUGAAGAUCAUGGCGAGAGGCUUAUAGUCAACGGCCAUACGACAACCACGAGCGAGAAGGUCAAUGGAAAAGCUGGGCAUGCGAAAGCAUCGAAGAAGUUUCACGAUUUGCAGGACCAGCGACGACAGUUGCCUAUCACGAAAGGGAAAGAGGCUCUCAUUCGAGAAUUCCGCGAAAAUGACACAGUUGUACUUGUUGGAGAGACUGGUUCUGGAAAAACUACUCAGGUUCCACAAUACAUUCUUGAGGCGGGCCUAUGUGGUGAUGGCCAGGUCGCCGUUACGCAACCUCGACGCGUUGCUGCAACUUCACUCGCCGCACGAGUCGCAGAAGAGCAGGGAGUUGUGCUAGGAACUCGCGUUGGUUAUGCCGUGCGUUUUAACGAACGCCACGAGCCCAGUACGAAGAUAAAGUAUCUGACGGAUGGUAUGCUUUCUCGAGAGCUUCUCGCAGAUCCUAUGCUAUCGCGUUAUAGCGUUAUCAUCAUUGAUGAAGCUCACGAACGCACCCUCAACACGGAUAUCUUACUAGCCAAUCUCAAGAAUAUCCAAAAGGAGAGAAAGAAGAGGUAUGCUACUCCCGAGACGUCACUAGCGACAGUGAAAGGGAAGGAGAAGGCCAGGGACGAGGGAUAUCGGUUAAGAAUUGUCGUCAUGAGCGCAACUCUGGACGCGGACAAGUUCAGCCGAUUUUUCAACGACGCCAAGGUUCUUUACGUGAAGGGUCGUCAACAUCCCGUUCGGAUAUUCUACACUUUGAACAGCCAGCCCGACUACGCGGACGCUGCAGUCCGGACGUUUUUUCAGAUACAUGUUGACCAUGAGCCAGGCGAUGUAUUGAUAUUUCUACCAGGCCAAGAGGAUAUUGAGACAGUUCAGCAGAUGAUUAAAUCCUAUGCCAAUCAACUUCCGCUAGGCCAGAUGAGCGUGUUAACAUGUCCAAUGUAUGCACAGCUGCCGCAAAACAUGCAAACUCAGGUGUUCCGGCAUACGCCCGAAGGGACGCGGAAAUGUAUUCUUGCAACCAACAUUGCUGAAACGUCCAUUACCAUACCUGGGGUGCAGUAUGUUAUCGACUCGGGCAAGCACAAUGAAAAGCGCCACUACGAGUAUGCCGGUGGUGGAUUGGAUUCGCUAAUGACACAAGACAUUUCCAAGUCCUCUGCAAUGCAAAGAGCAGGUCGAGCGGGCCGUGAAGGUCCUGGGCUGUGCUUCCGAUUAUAUACUGAAAGCAACUUUCGGAAGAUGGAAGAUACAUAUCUGCCAGAAAUUCUGCGCACCAAUCUGGUGUCUAGUGUAUUACAAUUGAAAUGUCUCGGUCAGGACAUCCAAUCACUCGAGUUUAUGGAUCAGCCGGACAACGAUACCGUCAAGGCCGCGUAUGCUACUCUUCUCAUCCUUGGUGCAUUGGACAAGAGGAAAGAGGUGACUCGUAUUGGCCGUAUGAUGAACAAAUUUCCUCUUGAUCCACCUCUUGCGCGUGCACUACUUGCCGCACAGGAGUUCGGGUGCACAUACGAGAUAAUCGGCAUCGUUUCUGUACUAUCUGCGUCGGCGAAACUGUUCUUUGAUUCUGUGGAGCAGCGCGAAUCCGCGGCUGAGUCCCGUGCACGUUUCCGUCAUGCAAGUGGAGAUCAUCUUACAGCGUUGAACACGUUUCGCGCAUAUGAAGAGCUUGUCAAGGGUGGUGCCGUGAAGAGCGCGCGCCGCCAGUGGUGCCAAGAACAUUUUGUGAAUGAGCGCACGUUGAGCGAAGCGGUCGACAUCCAGAAUCAGCUACGCAACAUAUGCGAGAGGGAGAAGGUUGACUGGCGUACGAGUGCGGGUGCUGCCACAGAAUCGGUUUUGAAUGCACUUCUGUUUGGUCUGGCACAGAAUACAGCGGUAUAUCGCUCUGAGAUAAAGGCGUACAAACAAAUUCUGAGUAACUCUGUACUUCGGAUACAUCCAGGUUCGGUUUUGUCUGAUCGUAGACCGGUCGCGAUCAUGUAUGACCAGCCCCUCUACACGAAAGAAAUAUAUGCUCGCGGUGUCUCCAUUGUUGAGCCUGCUAUGCUCUCUCGACAUCCUUCGUUUCAACCUAGUAAAGCAGAAUACAAAAACUAG